UGGGACUGGCUGGGACGCUGGGUUUUAGAAAAUUGUAUGGAAUUUAUCAAGUGUCCGGAGCAGGUCAAAAUAAACUCGAUUAAUUAGUGCUUGGGGGCUUCCUCGAGCCUUCCUCGACUCGUGUGAAUAUUCAUCCUGCGCGGUGCCAAUAUUCACGAUGGUGAAAGGUCGAAGAAAACGAACGACAGCACCCAGCUCGAUCCACACAAGAUCAACAGCCCUAAAUGGGGCGAAUGGAGCAAUAACAUCUCCCUUGAGGAAGGGAAUCAAACUAGAAAAGAAAAUAGACGGUAAAAUGAGAGAAGUGAGUCCUGGAACAAGGGGAAUUGCGUCGUACCUGUCGCCUCCACCAUCUGGUAUUGUGAACGGAGAAAGGACAAAGAUUGUGGAGCAUGUGACCACGUGUAUCAUCACAGAGAAUGAAUUGUAUCGCACAGAUAUUCAGGUGAAGAAUGAGAGUGCAGAGUUUGAGGCCAUUUCACCGAUUCGCCCCAUGAAGGAGCUCUUCAAGACAGAUGAGACUCCUGUUCACGUACCAUGUGAAGAUCCACCUACUCCCCAUCGUAUCAACAUGCCAGAUGUACAAAAUGAUGACUCAGACACGAGGAGUUCGACGGAAGAUGAUAAGAAACAUCUGAUUGUUUCACCACCGCUGGCUAAGCCUGUGGGGAGAAAGCCCACUGGACGGGGCAGGGGAAAGCUCAAGGCUAAUGGGGGAAAUCAACGUCUAACGGAUCUUAAUAUUACAAGCCCUAAUCACAAAGUUACAGAGUACUUUCCUGUUAGGAGGAGUGUUCGUAAAUGUAAAAAGACUGUUCUAGAGGAGAAACAAAGGGAUCUUGAGAGCAAAGUCAUUCGUCAGGUCGAGGAAGGCUUGGAGAAAAAGUAUUUCGUGGGCAAAGGUAGAGGUGUUGUGACAACUCGUGAAUUUAACAAAGGUGAAUUCGUGGUGGAGUAUGUUGGAGAGCUCAUCGAUCAAGUGACUGCUAAGAAACGUGAGGCUGAGUAUGCCAAAGAUCAAAGCACCGGUUGUUACAUGUAUUAUUUUCAACAUCGUGGACAUCAGUAUUGUGUGGAUGCAACAGCUGAGAGUGAUAAACUAGGAAGACUCGUUAAUCAUUCGCGUAAUGGUAAUUUAAUAGCCCGAGUCGUUGAAGUCGACACAAUACCACAUCUCGUGCUGACUGCUAAAGAGGAUAUACCAAUAGGCAUUGAACUGACGUAUGACUAUGGUGAUCGCAGUCGAGAGUCCAUCAGGAACCAUCCGUGGCUUGCAUUAUAACCCCGCAUCCAUCACUAUAGAUAAUUCUCGAGAUUUUCUGAUAAUGCCACUCUUCAUCAAUCCUCCAUCAUAUUAAUUCCGGUGAUUCAAUAGAAUUUUUCUCUCUUCACAUUUAGAUAGAUUUUCACUGCCUUUGAUAAUAAUUGUUACGAUUUAAUAUUAUUGUUUUAUAAUUUGAAUGGAUUUUGUGACGGCAGGACAGAGUGAGAUAAUGACUUUCUCAUAAUGAAUUUUGUGGUGUGAUUCGUCCGCUGAGAUCUGUUUUGUUAAGAAAUUUUCAGAGCUGGGUGAAGUAUUUUUUGAAUUACAAAUAGACAUAUUUUCGUGGGGAAUAAGGAAUGUAUCUUGAAAUAUUUUCAGUUCAACAUUUGAAAUGGUCUUUUUCCAUUUGAUAAAACAUUGACUUGGACUUGACCGGGUUCCAUAACCGGGUCACUGACCGUGUAUUCUUUAUUCUGCUCAAAUGGAUUAAAAUCACUGAAGAACAAAUAUCGAGAAAUUACAAGCAACUAUUUCAUUUUAGGAGAGUUGGGUGAAAAAAUAUUGGAAUAGUUCGAAGCAGAAAAAUAUUAUUUCGAAUAACUUCUAUUGUAUUUGGAAUAGUUUGAUCGACACAGAUUCUAUGUCAAAGUUAAUAGUUGAGAUUCUGCUGGGAUUCUGAAUAUUUUUGUUCCAUCACUUGAAAUCACAUCACAUUAAUUUUUCAAUCACAACAGUAUUUAAUGAAUAUUGGAAAUUGUUGUAGAUAAUGAAAGAAUUUUAUUAUGAUAAUUAAGAUCUAAUAAACAGAAUAAGUUUCUUAGCAAAAAUUCUAUUGACUAUUUAACUUCUUUGUUGGAAUAUUUAAAUAAAACGGACCGUUCUAUUUUGUUCUUUAUUUCGCUCAAAUCACCGAAGAGCAAAUAUCGAGGAACAACGAGUGUCUCUUUCAUCUCUGUAGAGGUGGAUGAAAAAUUGUUAGAAUAAUUCGAUCUAGAAAAAUAUUUAAAAUAAUUUCUAUCGUAUUUUAAAUAGUUUGAUCGAUAAAAGUUUAAUUUUAAAAUUAAUAGUUGAUGGGAUUGUGAUUUUUUUUCUUCUAUCACUUGAAAUCGAAUCACUUAAUUUUUUCAAUUGCGAUGGUAUUCGAUAAACAUUAACAACUGCUAAGGAUAAUUAAAGCAUUUGAACAGAAUAACUCGCGUAUGAAAAAUCCUGUUGGCUACGCGACUUUAUUGAAAUACUGGAGUAAACAGUCAUAUUUCAUUCUAUUCCAAAUUCUGCUCCAAUGGAAUAGCGAAUUAGUAAAGAAGCGGUGAAUCGAUUUAAUAGAUUUGAUAGAUGGUCUGCCGCAACAUUUUCUGAAUUCAUUUAGAAUUUCAUUUAGAAUUUAUUUCGGACUUUAGUAAGUUAUUUAGAAUUGUCUUGGGAUAUACCUUAAACCGUUUAAUCGUUUCGCUGCUGAAAUAUCAGGGAAAUUUCUAUCGUAUUUUAAAUAGUUUGAUCGAUAAAAGUUUAAUUUUAAAAUUAAUAGUUGAUGGGAUUGUGAUUUUUUUUCUUCUAUCACUUGAAAUCGCAUCACUUAAUUUUUUCAAUUGCGAUGGUGUUCGAUAAACAUUAAAAACUACUCAGGAUAAUUAAAGAAUUUGAAGAGAAUAACUCGCGUAUGAAAAAUCCUGUUGGCUACGCGACUUUAUUGAAAGACUGGAGUAAACAGUUAUAUUUCAUUCUAUUCUAAAUUCUGCUCCAAUGGAAUAGCAAAUUAGUAACGAAGCGGUGAAUCGAUUUAAUAGAUUUGGUAGAUGGUCUGCCACAAAGUUUUCUGAAUUUAUUUAGAAUUUCAUUUAGAAUUUUUUUCGGACUUUAGUAAGUUAUUUAGAAUUGUCUUGGGAUAAACCUUAAACCGUUCAAUCGCUUCGCUACUGAAAUAUCAGGGAACGACUAGAACGGUUUAUAAUUUCCGUCGGAUUUGAAACAAUUUCAUCAAGAAAAUUCGUAUUUUGAAAUUAAUAGGUGACUCUGAAUAUGUUCAUUUCAUCACUUGGAAUCACAUCACAACAAUUUUCUCAUCCCACCAGUUGAUUUAAACUUAAUAAAACUGAUGAAUAUUUUAAACUGCUGGAGACGAUGCCAGAGUUUCAUAUUGAUAUUUAACACUUGACAAACAGAACAAGUCCCAUGCGACGAAUUCUGUCGACUAUUUGAUGUAUUCAUUCGAAUAGUUGAACCAAAUCGGCAAUUCGAUUCCAUUCAUCAUUCAGUUUGUAUAGAACAUCGAAAAUUUAUUUCAUUCCAGUUUUCAGAAUAAAACAUGAAUGAAUAGUGUUUAAUCUAACUUGGACUUGAAAUAAUUAGGGUAAACUAUCCAGUAGAUGGACAAGCUGUUUUUGGAUAGGAAAUUAUGCAAAAAAUUGCUGAAAUGUGAAUUGUUGCUUUGAUUUUUCGCUAACUGUUGGGAUUCGUAACCCCGAAAUGGCGACUUUUUUUCGAUCGUUUUUUUUUUGAAUUGCUAAAAACCAAACGUCCGUCCAUUCACUGGGCGGUUUUCUCCGGCAUCGACCUACUGAACAGUUUUAUCGUGCACUGAGAACAAAAAUAUUUUUGCCAAAUAUUCAUUUACUUCAGAGAAGUAUUUAUUUUUUCAAAAUCGAAUUUCUCUAAUCGAGUCAUUCCCAGGCGAGCCCGAUCAGGUUUAAGUUAUGACAAUCAUGUGUCUCUAGACGAUGACUAUGCUGUGCAUGACCUUGGAUGAAAUCCUUCAAUAAUUAUUCAUUUUUCCUAAAUUUCUUAUUUUGUAGAGAAAAGAAUUUUGAUUAAGUUUUCAAUGUCUAUAAUAUUGCGGGAGUUCACUCAAAGUCAUAACUAACAUGAUCCUCUUCUAAAGCAAUAUAAUUGUCAUAAUCGAAGCCGAACGAGGACUGUCUGGGAAUGACUCAACAGGAGAAAUAUGAUAUUGACAAAAUAAAUACUUCUCUCAAGUAAAUCGAUAUUUAAAAUUAAAAAAUGAUUUUUUCCUCAGUGUAUGUGAAAUUCGAUUUUCACGAAAUCGUCCCCAGCUCUGGAAAUGGCCCAUAAAAAGUAAUCUCACGCGACCUAAAAGAAAAUUAACCGAAAGAAUUGUAUAUUAGAUCCACAAGUGUGAAAAAUAACUCGAAAGAACUAACGAUAAGUGAAAUAUUUUUCGUGUAAUUGCAGAUAACGUUGUCGUACAAUCGAAGCGUCUUACACCCACGAUGAAUAUUAUGAGAUGAAACUCUUAAUCAAACAGAACAAGAUGAACACUUAGUAUUAUAGACCGUCGGGUAUUUACUGACCAAGCAAUGAUCAUUGAUUUUACAAAGCACAUCUCCACUUUUAAUCCCUCAAACUAAUGUACUUUUAUUCCAUGUAUUCAUGACUAGAUAUUCGAAAUUCAGGGCUCGAAGUUGGAAGCCGAUGAUUAAUUUCAUUGCUAGUACACUGCCAAAAAAAACCAUCGUGCUUCGGAGAAAAAUAAAUUAUUGUUAAUCGUAUGUGUUGAUCUCUUCUCGGGCAGUUAUUUAUUGUUCACGUCCAAAUGUAUUGCCCGCUGUUGACACAUUGCACUUAGUUAAUUAUAAUAUCAAUUGCUUCUUAGGUCAUACUAUAGGCGUAUUUUAACUGGCAGAGGAGCGUCUUUCAUGCUGCCUUGACACAAAUAUUAAUUUGGAAAUAGAGAGUAAAUUAAAAAAAAUCUCUGCCACAGCAUUUUCAGAUUUCGAAGGAGUUUAAUUGUAAAUAUAGAAUGGAGAUCUGAAGUGUGAAUAGCUAUUGCAUUGGGGAACGACGGAAUGAGACAGAUAUUUUAUUCAGGAGUUUGGGGGGGUCUGGAAGGAAUUUUAUACAGGGGGCUUAUAACAUAGACUUUCUCUUUUAGAUGAACAUAUUGUUUUCCGGUGAAUUAAUGAUUACGUAUGACAUAUUUUACUGGAUGACUGUUGUUCUGUGCUGAAUUAUGUUUUCUUUAAUAAAGAAUGAUUGUAACAAUA
This is a messenger RNA of Diachasma alloeum, 5265 nucleotides long. It is a transcript of the gene Set8, whose product is annotated as N-lysine methyltransferase KMT5A-A. NCBI's taxonomy places the organism in Eukaryota, Metazoa, Arthropoda, Insecta, Hymenoptera, Braconidae. The record is from RefSeq and is a predicted model, not a curated record. The coding region runs from base 158 to 1282 and encodes 374 amino acids. The transcript is spliced from 4 exons. Gene Ontology annotation, molecular function: histone H4K20 methyltransferase activity; protein binding.